AAUAAAUACAUACACAUACAUAUAUUUUUAAUUCUGCUCUACCUAACACAAGGCAAGUGCAUCUUUUUAAAUGCACGUAGCCACGACUAUGGAGUGCCGAGAAGUGCAGACGGCAAUAAGUUAGUCAAGGACUCGGACUCAACAUCCAAUGUUAAUACGGCCUUAGUAGAAGACGCAGGGGUUCGAGCCGUUGGCGAAGUCUUUGUUCCAAAGACAUUCUCAAUAAGUUCGCAAGAACCAUCAUGUGAACAGCUACGCGCUAUGUGGAUAUUUUCCAAGAGACAAUCUCGUGCAGCUGAAAUGACAAAUGAAAUACCCACAUAUCGUGAUCCCUUCACAUACAAUGUUUGGGAACCCAUCUACUCUAAUUCUCGGUUGCUCGGCUCAAUUCGCAUGGGUGCUCGGGAACGUGCUAGAUCCCCAGUAUUUGGACGUGUCUUAAGUCGAGAACCCAUCAUACCACAACGUAUGUCAUUUGAGCAACGUCCACGAAAUCUUGAUGGAAAUCAAAAUGGAGCUAGCCAAGCACGCUUAUAUGGUGGUGAAGUACGUCCGUCUGGAAUUGGAGCUGGAGCUGGAGCUGGCACUGGGACAGCGGGCUCCUCUCCACGCAGAUCCAGUAAAAAUAGAUAUGUGGGCGUAUCAACUAACUUGGCAGCCAAUAAUGUGGGUGGAAGUCAUAACUCAGUCGCUGUACAUGGCAGCUUUCAAAAGCUGAAGGAGCUCAUCUGGACAGAACGUGCUAAAGAAUUGACACAACAGCGUCGAGCAGAGGAACUUGCAGCACGAGCUGCUGUGCUCAAGGAAAUCGCUAAUGGUCAAAAGUAUGAUUAUUUUUCCUUUGAAAGCAUAAAUCAUUCUCCGUGGGUCCUAUUAAAUUUGUAUGGAAUUUGUAAUUAGUAGACAUUACCAUU
This is a messenger RNA of Drosophila navojoa, 914 nucleotides long. RefSeq lists its product as uncharacterized. NCBI's taxonomy places the organism in Eukaryota, Metazoa, Arthropoda, Insecta, Diptera, Drosophilidae. The record is from RefSeq and is a predicted model, not a curated record.